AUGACCGAUAAGACUGAUAAUAAAGAAAUCAAAAACACCAAGUUCACAACACCAGAUGAUACCGUUGUAUUAAACGUUGGCGGAGUCAAGGUAUUUGACAUUGAGAACUUAAAAUCAUUAUUAAUUCCAAAAAAUGGAAAUGAAUAUUUUAUUGAUCGUUCAGGACAAAUCUUUUAUUACAUUAUGCAAUUUUAUCGAACAGGAAAAAUCAAUAUAGAUAGUCGAGGUGGACCAAUAUCGGUUAAUCCUAAGGAGAUAGAAGUAGAAUUAGAUUAUUUUCAAAUACCACGACCAACACCAUCUACAAUUGAUAAGAUAGUAAUUUCAAAAGUGAAUGCAUUGGUAGACACCUUUAAAAAAUUAAUAAAAGAAGUAGCAGAAUAUUUUAUGAUGAAAAAUUCAUUUAAAAAAUUUAAGACAGAAAUAAUUAUUUGUUUUCUCGAUAAUGGACAAGCUACCGUUAACGCAGGAUUAGAGAAGAGUUUAACAGACAUAUUUGAAUCUACAAAACAUUAUGCUUAUAAUAUUAUGUCUAUUUAUAAAGAAGACAUUAAAAAGUAUUUAAAAAUCAAAUAUCCAGAAUUAACUUGGGAUGAUGAACAUAUAGUUGGUUCCGUACUAUAUUACAAAAUAAGAUUAACAAUCGAUUGGAGUUUAAAUUAUGGAAAUAUUUUAGGAAGUUCUU
Molecule: messenger RNA, 685 nt
Organism: Funneliformis geosporum
Lineage: Eukaryota; Fungi; Glomeromycota; Glomeromycetes; Glomerales; Glomeraceae
Source: the annotation of a GenBank genome assembly